Molecule: messenger RNA, 1847 nt
Organism: Portunus trituberculatus (swimming crab)
Lineage: Eukaryota; Metazoa; Arthropoda; Malacostraca; Decapoda; Portunidae
Product: carbonic anhydrase 2-like
Exons: 8
Coding region: 104-979 (291 amino acids)
Cellular component (GO): plasma membrane
Molecular function (GO): carbonate dehydratase activity; zinc ion binding
Source: RefSeq, a predicted model, not a curated record
UUUGAAGAAAAAUGGCUUGAAAAGUGGCCAGUGAACAAGGAGAAGCAAGCUGUGGGAAGUUAGUGUAGCAGCACCUAACCUUGCUGAACCAGACCUUCCCAAGAUGAAGCAUGGCAUGGAGUUCCUAAUUUUCCAAGACAGCACUACAACCACCGACAGUUCCGCUACCACCGACAAGCCUUCCAACCCCAUUAAGUGGAGUUACCAUGGCAAUACUGGACCGGAAUACUGGAGCUCGACCUAUCCCUUAUGCAUCGGGGAAAGACAGUCCCCCAUUGACUUCAAUAUCCCAGCCAUGGAGGAGAAAUGGAUGGAGCCGUUCUGGUUAAAAAACUAUGACACCGUCCCCACCACUAUAACUAUGAGUAACAAUGGACACUCAGUGGUGAUCAUGGUUGAAAUGCCGGGCGACUUACCUCAGUUCACAGGCGGCGGUCUCAAUGGAACCUAUUACUUCCGUCAGGCGCAUAUCCACUGGGGCAUAACAAGCGACAGUGGAUCGGAGCAUAUGAUGUCGACAAAGAGCGAAGAGGCCGAGCUCCACCUGGUGCACUACAAGGGUGACUACGGCAGCAUCGCCGCUGCCUUGGAGCAUGGUGACGGUCUGGCUGUGCUCGGGGUCAUGAUACAUCUUGGAUAUGAAGAACACCCGGUAUUCAAAUACAUCACCCCGCAGCUCAAACACAUCAUUGAGCCGAAGAUGAGCAUCAACCUGACCACUCCCUUCCCGCUGAGGCAGCUCCUGCCAGAUGACCUCUCAAUGUUCUACCGCUACAAGGGAUCCCUCACCACCCCGCCCUGCCUGGAGCGUGUUAUGUGGACCGUCUUCAAGGAUAUGAUCAUCACCAGUAGCGAAACGAUGGAGGCGUUCCGUAAGCUGAAGGACGUGAAUAUGCUUCCCUUGUCUGGGAACUUCCGCAACAUACAGAAUGAGACAACAGUCCACGAGACUUGCAUUGGUAAAGUCAAAACCAACUAAACUUACAACAAGAGGAGGUAGAGGAAGAAACGCAGGAAGAAGAAGAGGAGGAGGAGGAAGAGCAGGAAGAAGAGGAGGAGGAGGAAGAGGAGGAGGAGGAGGAGGAGGAGGAGGAGGAGGCUGGAAGAGCAGGUGUCCCCAACAAGUGUCUCAUCCAGACAUCGAUAGCACCCAACCGAUGUAUUUUAUCUACGUGUUGUUACCAUUUUUUUUUUUUUUUCAGUCUUCCUUUUUAUUACUUCUUUUCCAUAUGUGUUGUGUGUCUGUAUGAUUCACCCACACAUCUGCACUGAACUAACUUUCUAUUUCUACUUCUGUUUAUUUAUUUAUUUAUUUAUUAUUUUUUUAUUAUUAUUAUUUUAUUUUAUUUAUUUAUUUUUUUUUUUUUGUAUAUUGUGUGUGUGGUCUCAUUUUGUUUUGUUGGCGGCACUUUACGUGAAAUGCAAAAUAGAUGAUAAUUUAUUGCACUGACUAUUUAUGUAUAGGAGAAAUUAUUAGAUAAGGAAAAGGAUUAAAACCACAGCAAACAACAAACAGCAAACAGCAGCAAAUAUUCGUGGGUAUCAAUAACAACAAUAAUAAGAUGAAUAAACUGCUUGGGCCCUCGUUUCGUUGGCAGUUGCUUGGUACUGUUUUGAUUAUUAUUGACUUAACAUGUGCCUGGUUAGCUAUUUGUUAUUCAGUCAAAGUGUUAUAAAUGACUCCGCCGAUAACUACAGCAAAAUAAAGAGUGAUUUUGAGUGUUAAAUAGAAAGUUAUGUUAUGGUGGUAGGCUACGCAGUAAGGAUUGAAUUAAUUGAUUAAGUCUUUGGUUCCUUCUGUUUGUCUGCACUAAUACGACUCACAAUAAAUACAUCUGAGUGAAAUG